This is a messenger RNA of Yarrowia lipolytica CLIB122, 666 nucleotides long. NCBI's taxonomy places the organism in Eukaryota, Fungi, Ascomycota, Dipodascomycetes, Dipodascales. The record is from RefSeq and is a predicted model, not a curated record.
AUGCUACAUGCAUCUGUCCAUCCACGCCACACUCUACACAGAAUGGAAUUCCAGUACUCGAUAGUGGCGGACAAAAAGCUGCUCAAGCCGCUGGCCGAGGCGCUUCUUUCUUCGAUUCUUUUCCAUCGGUUGUUCGGGUCGGUGACUCCAGACUCGCGCGAGCUGCUCAACAUCACAUAUCCGCACCCGUUGCUGGGCACGGCCAAGGAGAACCAGGAGCUGGCGCAGUUGCUGGACGAAAACGCAUCGUUGCUGUCCAGGUCGCUGGAGAACGGCGAGCGCGCCGACCUGGAGCUUCCCACGUGCCCAGCAGAGCUGCCCCAAGCCAAACAGACUGAGGUGGCACCGGUGGGCUCGGUACCGGGGGUGGUGGUUGGAGAGACGGACAUGACGGUGCAGUUUUUCGAAAAACGGACAAAAAAAAGCACCUGGUUUGGCAAAAACGACGACAAGCUGUGGGAGCAAUGGAGAGUGCGCAUCCAGGCCGUGACCUGUCGCAGUGAUGUGGAGACGGAAAAGAUGCGGGGUCUGGUCCAGCAACAGCUGCAGAGCAUUCUCAUGGCCAUGGCAGCUGACGUGAACGCCAACAAGGAUCAUAUUCCGCCCAUCACCACGGUUGAGACUAGUCCGUUCCCUUACAAGGUCGUUGUGAGUAAAGGCAGUUGA